UUCGACAUCGUCACCGCAGGCAUUUUGAACCUUGUGGGCUACGGUACACACACGGAAGCGGUGCAGGACGGAGUGUAACUCGAUUCGGAGAAUCAAAACGACAAAGUGUUAAAAUAAUUAGAAAUCUAUAAAAACAGCGAUAGUUAUAAAUCUGUAAAAACAGCGAUAUCGCCUCCACUGCGGGGGCUGCGUUUGACUCGGAAGACUCUUGCACGACGAGUUUUCCUUGUGCAGAUCUGGGGUGAGCGAUUCCUUCCGCUUCGGAUCUCUCUCCUGGAUCAUACCGGGCCUGCCCGAUCCGAUCCGGAUCCGAUCCGGACCCGCUGUGUGUGAGACAGAGAGUCAGUGGGAAGCAGGGACUGCGAGGGGGGCGAACACGGCGACACAGGCGCUCCCUGCUACUGUGUUUGUGUGAGAGACACUGGGAUCCCUGGGAGUUCUGUUGUGUGUCAGUUUGAGUCUCAGACACUGUACCUGGAGACUGGUUCUGGGUGCCCCAGUGUGACGGAGCCCCUGGUUCUGGGUGCCCCAGUGUGACGGAGCCCCUGGUUCUGGGUGCCCCAGUGUGACGGAGCCCCUGGUUCUGGGUGCCCCAGUGUGACGGAGCCCCUGGUUCUGCUCUGAGUCCCACGAUGUCCCGCAAGCAGACAGCGAAGACGGGUCACCCUCACAGGAAGUUCUCUGCGGAGAGGAAGCGUGAUGAGCGGACGGUGCGCAGAGCGCUGGCGAAGGAGCGCAGGAACCGAGCCCAGGGGGGCGGUGCCGAGGACGAGGAGGAGGAGUUUGUCAGCUUCACCAAUCAGCUGCAGGCGCUCGGCCUCAAACUGAGAGAGGUGCCUGGAGACGGUAACUGCCUGUUCCGGGCCCUGGGGGACCAGCUGGAGGGUCAUUCCCGGAACCACCUGAAGCUCCGGCGCGAGACGGUGGAGUUCAUGAUCACACAGCGGCACGACUUCGAGCCCUUCGUGGAGGACGACGUGCCCUUCGAGAAACACGUGGCGAGCCUGGGGAAGUCCGGCACCUUUGCUGGGAACGACGCCAUCGUGGCUUUCGCCCGGAACCACGGGGUCACCGUGGUGAUCCACCAGGUCAAUGCGCCGCUGUGGCAGAUCCGGGGGUCGGAGAAGCCGAGUGGCCGUGAGCUGCACAUCGCUUAUCGCCAUGGCGAGCACUAUGACAGCGUGCGCAGGAUUGGAGACAACUCUGAGAGUCCCGCCCACCUGAGGACAGAGACUCUGAGUCGCGGAGGGGAGUCCCAGGUGGAUCGGAACCGGAACUGGUACCGGCCCGCGAGCCCGACUGGGGGGGACCCUGAGGGGGAGGUGUCGGAGUGGGGGGCCUGUACGGACACAGCGCUCAUCCUGCAGAGUCUGGAGGCUGCAAAUGAUACCAUUGAGACAGCAGUGAGCUCGCUGCUUCAGGACCCGGGAACACACAGGCACAGCCCUGACUCGGAGCUGUGGCAGGACUCCGGCUCGGGCGCGCGGAUCUUCGGGAGCCCUGCAGAGAACAACCGGACCGGCAGAGACCCCAUGGCAGUCUCAGAACAGAGUCAGAGGAGACCAGCGCUGUCAAGAACAGGAGUGUCCUCACAUGUACAGUGCAGUCUGACUUUCUGCUCUCGGCUCCAGGUCUCCAAUAAGCAGCGCAAGGAGCAGCAACGGCUGGAGAAGAAGAGUCGUCAGGAGGAGAAGCAUAGACAGAGAGCCCGGGAGAACCAGAACCAGAACCAGGAACAGGACCCAGACAGCGGGGUCCACCUGGUCAGGACAUUCUCCACACUCAACAUCUAGCUGAAUCCUCACCCCGACUGACAGCAGCCCGUGAUGACCUGCGCAGCCCGGGGGGGGGGUGGUUUACAGGAAUUGUGGGGGCUAUAGUUUCAUUAAGAGGUCUGUGUGUGACAGCCAUGCUUAAUAAAACUACAACUCCCAGGAUCCUCUGCUGCAAGGGGACAUUCACAGUGUUUUGUUUUGUGUUUUUUUUCAGAGGGGCUGGUUUGAUAUAGUUUUGUGUUUGAUCGGAGAGUCUCACUGGUGAAAUGAAUAUUAACAAUAGUAUUAACUGAACAGUAUUCAGUGCUGUGUGCGGCCGGCCCCAGACAGAUCUGCACACAGUAUUCAGUGCUGACUCAAUGGGGUCUGAAGACAGGACUGUGAUUGCUGGUGUUUCCAGGAGGUGCCUCGGGAGAGGGCCAUUUGAAUACUGUGUGCGUGUGUGUUGGUGCGUGUGUCAUGCGUGUGUGUGUAUGUUGGUGCGUGUGAGGGUGUGUGUGGUAAUGCUGUAAAUAAAUUUGGAGAUCUCUUUCUAACUCG
This is a messenger RNA of Polyodon spathula (Mississippi paddlefish), 2315 nucleotides long. Its product is annotated as OTU domain-containing protein 3-like. Gene Ontology annotation, biological process: protein deubiquitination. Lineage: Eukaryota; Metazoa; Chordata; Actinopteri; Acipenseriformes; Polyodontidae. The coding region runs from base 633 to 1793 and encodes 386 amino acids. The transcript has 9 exons. The record is from RefSeq and is a predicted model, not a curated record. Gene Ontology annotation, molecular function: cysteine-type deubiquitinase activity.